This is a messenger RNA of Phytophthora infestans T30-4, 6111 nucleotides long. Its product is annotated as hybrid signal transduction histidine kinase, putative. The record is from RefSeq and is a predicted model, not a curated record. Bases 1 to 6111 code for a protein of 2036 amino acids. Gene Ontology annotation, biological process: regulation of DNA-templated transcription; protein autophosphorylation; detection of visible light. Gene Ontology annotation, molecular function: histidine phosphotransfer kinase activity; phosphorelay sensor kinase activity. The transcript has a single exon. NCBI's taxonomy places the organism in Eukaryota, Oomycota, Peronosporomycetes, Peronosporales, Peronosporaceae.
AUGGACGCAGCAGCGAUGCCAUGUCGGGCACACAGCAAACCUUCCCAGAAACAGAAGCCGGGGCGCAAGAAGAAAGCGUCCAAGCAGAGCAACAAUAACCAUGAGAAAGUCACUGCGCCUCCUUCAGCCACGGCCGGUACGCGCCGCUCGCGUCGGGAUAGCAACUGCAGUAGUGGUAGCGGUAUCGACGCGGACGACCGGCGGCCUUCCAUCGCGUCGGCCACAGAGCGUAUCUCGCCCGGCCUCCACCCUCGCUUAUUCCGCAUUCUGAGCGAGGCUAAUGCACCGGCGCUGGCCAUGGAUAUGACGGGUCGCGUGACGUUUUGGAAUCACAAGCUGGCGGAGCUAUGCGGGCUUCCAAGCGUCGAUGUGGUUGGCCGGCCUAUCACAGAGCUCGUGACGGCCCACACGACGGCCGACGUCAUGCGUGGCCUGGAACAGGCGCGAUCCGAUAUCAACGCCACGGUAUACGGCGUGGAAAUUGAACUGAACACGCCCGAACUCGGCCGCAAUGUGAAGCUUCUUGUAAACUUGACCGUCGACGUGGAUGAUAAGAACAAAGCGUCGAGUGUCGUGGCCAUCGGACAGGACGUCACUGUGUGGAUGCAAGGAUCACAGUACGCGCUCGUAGCCCAGCAGGCCAACGCCCCCAUAGUAGAACUUGACCGAGACGGACGCAUUACACUAUGGAAUCCCAAGGCCGAGGCUCUCACAGGCUACGCUAUUGAUCAAGUCAUUGGCACCCCACUCGUCGACUUGGUGCACGACGAAUUCCAGGUGCUGGUGGCCGAAUUACUGGCGCGUGUAGCAUCCACCAAUACGUCUGUAUCGGAGCUCGAGUUGCCGCUUAAAACUGCGAGCGGCGCGCGAGUGGAGUUGCUGUUUAGCCUCACGCCUCAGGCCACCGUGGAUGGAGUGGACACGACGGUGAACCGUAUCGUAGCCAUUGGGCAGGACGUGACGGCCCGUAAUGCGAGCGAGAUGGAGCACAGCAAACUGGUGGACUCGGCCAACGCGCCCAUUUUUGGCGUGGAUACCGAGGGUUGUGUGGUGAUUUUCAACAAGAAGGCUGCACAGAUCAGCGGGUACUGGCCGGGCGAGGUCAUGGGCGUCGAGCUGGUGUCGUUCUUGAUCCACGAAGACUAUCGCGAGAAGGUAGCCGCAGUUUUCCAGAAGGCGCUACGUGGCAUUGAGACGGCAAACUUCGAGUUUCCCCUCAUCACAAAGGACGGCCGGAGGGUGGAGAUCCUACUGAAUGCUACACCGCGUUACAAUCAUGCCGGGGCCAUCGUCGGAGUGGUCGGUAUUGGACAGGAUAUUACCGAGCGCAUUGUGCAGGAACAAGAGUACAACCGUCUUAUUGACACGGCCAAUGCGCCUAUCGUGGGCGUGGACAAGAAGUUCCGCGUGACGAUUUGGAAUAAGAAGGCGGCCACCCUCACAGACUAUUCAUAUACACAGGCGAUCGGCAAGGAUCUGCUCGGCUUUAUCGCUGAACACGCACGCGACACGGUAGCAGAUGUGCUGUCGAAGGCUAUGGGAGGUGUGGAGACUCCGAAUUUUGAAUUUCCGCUUGUGACGAAGACUGGGAGACAAUUAGACAUUCUACUUAAUGCAACGCCGCGGUUCGAUCACAGCGGCGCUAUUACCGGCGUGGUAGGCACCGGACAAGACUUCACUGACCAGCGCGCGCAGGAGGAGGAGUACAUCCGACUGAUUGACACGGCCAAUGCGCCGAUUUUUGGUAUUGAUAUGGAUGGGCGUGUAGACAUUUGGAACCGCAAGGCGGUAGCGAUCACAGAGUACACGGUACUGGAGGCGCGAGGAACACGACUCGUGGAGAGUUUUAUUCCCCACGACUAUCGCGCUGGAGUGUCAGACGUAAUAUCGAAAGCCAUGGAGGGAGAAGGCACGGCUAACUUCGAGUUCCCGCUUAUUACGAAGACUGGACGACGAGUAGAUAUUCUGCUGAACGCCACGCCACGGUACAACCAGCACGGAGAAAUUGUGGGCGUUGUGGGUAUCGGCCAAGACAUCACGGAGCGUAUCGUACAGGAACAGGAGUACAGUCGCUUGAUCGACACGGCCAAUGCUCCGAUUUUUGGUGUCGACAUGGCAGGUCUUGUGAAUAUCUGGAACGAUAAGUCCGCCGAGAUCACGCAGUUCACCGCCGAUGAGGUCAUGGGCAAGGACUUGGUGCAGGAAUUUAUCUCGGAGGGAUACCGUUCUGCUGUGGGCCUGGUACUAUCGCAGGCAUUGAACGGAGUGCAAACUGCUAACUUUAAUUUCCCGCUCAUCACUAAGUCGGGACGUCGAGUCGAAAUUUUGCUGAAUGCCACGCCACGGUAUAAUGAACUGGGAGAAAUCGUUGGUGUGGUGAGUAUUGGCCAGGAUAUUACGGAACGGAUCGCUCAGGAGCAAGAGUACAGUCGUCUCAUUGAUACUGCUAACGCUCCUAUCUUCGGAGUGGACAAGGAAGGCUGUGUGAAUAUCUGGAACAAGAAGGCUGCGGAGAUUAUGCAGUACUCGAACGACGAAGUGGUGGGGGAGAACCUGGUUGAAAAGUUCAUCACGGAAGACUACCGGGAAGCUGUGGGCGCUGUUUUGUCCAAGGCUCUUGAUGGAUUUGAGACGGCGAAUUUUGAGUUCCCGCUGGUGACAAAAGCAGGUCGUCGCGUGGAGAUUCUGCUGAACGCCACACCUCGCUUUAACGAGCACGGAACGGUGAUUGGUAUGGUGGGUAUCGGCCAGGACAUCACGGAUCGUAUCGCACAGGAACAAGAGUACGCUCGAUUGAUCGAGAAGGCUAACGCUCCCAUCUUUGGCGUCGACUCGGAAGGAAAAAUCAAUAUCUGGAACCAUAAAACUGCUGAGAUGACGCGAUUCUCGAAGGAAGAAGCGGUUGGCAAGGAUUUGAUGAGCUGGGCGAUCCCUGAACAGUACCGUGAUGCUGUAGAAACCAUCUUGUGGAAGGCAUUGGAGGGCGAUGAGACGUCAAACUUUGAUGUGGAGUUGAAGAAGAAAACUGGUCGUACUGUCAACAUCCGCAUGAACGCGACGGCGAGGUUUGACCAGCACGGUCAGAUCGUAGGCGUCGUGGGCAUCGGUCAGGACAUCACGGAUCGUAUUGUGCAGGAGCAAGAGUACACGCGCUUGAUCGACACGGCGAAUGCUCCGAUCUUUGGCGUGGAUGCUAAUUUGUGCGUGAAUAUUUGGAACAAGAAGGCGGCACAGAUCACCAAGUAUUCUACUGCCGAAGUGAUUGGCGAGAAUCUGGUGGAGACGUUCAUUUCUCCGGAGUAUCGACCUGCCGUGGCGGAUGUGUUUAGUAAGGCUCUGAACGGCAUCCAGACUGCCAACUUUGAGUUCCCAUUGAUCACUCGCCCCGGCACACGCAUUGAGAUUCUCCUGAACGCCACACCUCGUAAUGAUAUGCAUGGGAAUAUCGUCGGUGUGGUGGGUAUCGGCCAGGAUAUUACUGACCGUAUCGCACAGGAACACGAAUACUUCCGACUGAUCGAUACAGCGAACGCCCCGAUCUUUGGUGUGGACACGUUUGGAUGCGUAAAUGAGUGGAACCAGAAGAUCGAAGAGAUAACGGGCUACCACAAGUCGACGGUCCUUGGGUUGUCAUUGGUUGAUGCGUUCAUUAAUGCUGAGAAUCGAUCGGAAGUGCGGAAGCUACUGAACCAGGCGCUGAUUGGUAUUGACGUCGGGGAAAUGGAGCUGCCGAUGACGACUGCUGCUGGACGUUCCUUGCUACUGCUUGUGAAUGCUUCUAGCAAGAAGGAUAUGCAUGGGAAUAUCCGGGGAGUUAUCGGAGUGGGUCAAGACUAUACCGCGAAGAAACACAUGGAGGCGGCGAAGGUGAAUUUCCUCGCGUCGUUCAGUCACGAGCUGCGAACUCCGCUCAACGGUGUGCUCGGUAUGCUGGAACUGCUACGCGACCAGAAGCUGGACAAAACGCCGGAGCGAUACGUGCACAUCGCGUACAUUUCUGGAUCGCUACUGCUGAAUCUCAUCAACGAUAUCCUUGACUUGUCGAAGAUUGAAGCAGGACACAUGGAGAUCUCGGCGGAUCCGUUCCAGAUGGAAGAUCUGUUGGAGUAUUCCGUGGAGAUUUUCAAGUUCAAGGCGCGCGAGAAGCACAUCAAGCUGAAACUGGAAUGCUCGCCAAAAGUUCCGAAGCGCGUCAUUGGAGACGUAAGUCGACUGCGUCAAGUGCUACUGAACUUGCUCUCGAACGCUAUCAAGUUUACGAACGAGGGAUCCAUUACAGUCCGUUGCAACAUGGUGCCGUCUCCAGAUCUGCCUAAGCAUUGCGUGAAGCUUCUGUUCCAAGUGAUCGAUACCGGUGUCGGCAUGGAUGACGAGGAGAAGUCGAGACUGUUCUCGCUGUUCACGAAGCUGGAGCGUACGCGCAAGAACAACCCCACUGGCUCGGGCUUGGGUCUUGCAAUCUGCAAGCAACUUGUGGAGCUCAUGGACGGCGAUAUCGAUGUUGACAGUGAGCUGGGCGAAGGAUCCGAGUUCUUCUUUACGGUUGUGGUGCGUCGUCCGGAAGAUGAAGAAGAUGAGAUGAUUCAGAAGUUCCCUGCUGUGCUGGCUGCUGAGCCCGGUGUUGCUCCCUCUCUAGCAGGUAAUAAUGCACGGCAUAACGCGUCCGUGUCGGAGCUGGUGCCCAAACAUGCUCGUAUCUUGGUGGUGGAAGACAAUGAGUUCAACUGGGAAGUCGUCAAGAGCUUCUUCAUGGAAGAUAACCAUCUGCUGCAGUGGGAAACCAAUGGUCUGGACGCGUAUCAAAUGUAUCAGGAGCACCAUGACUCGUACGACAUUGUGUUGAUGGACUGUGAGAUGCCAAUCAUGAACGGAUACGAUUCCGCGCGCAACAUUCGCGUCUUCGAGAAGCAGCACAAACUCGCGCGUAUCCCCAUCAUUGGCGUGACGGCGUAUGCUAUGAGUGGCGAUAGAAAGAAGUGUCUGGAUGCUGGAAUGGACGAGUUUAUCGUCAAGCCAAUCUCCAAGACAGAGCUGCGCAAGGCGAUCCGGAAGUGGAUGCGCGUCCGCUUCUUGGGUCAACACUGUCCUCGAUCCUCGCGAGUGGAAUCGGUGAAUGCAGCCAGCGAUGAUGCUGAUGGUUCAUGCAACCAGAACGCUGCCAACUUGGUGGCGGCGUCUCGACACAAGGAGAAACUUGACCUCGACCGAGCCAUUUCCGACUUAGAACUCGAAGACCCCAUGAUGAUUGGCCAGCCGGGUGGAAUUCAAACCGCCGCGGGAUCAGAAGCGCUGCUGAUGUCCCUCACGACUAUCAGCGAGACCAAGAGCAACUCGACGAGCUCGGGAACUGUCGGACGCACCAUCGGACCUGUGGAAAUUCAACGUGAGACGCCGGAAUUGUCGAUGCCACAGCCCAAUGGCGCGCCGCCUACACAUCCUGGAAACCUCGUAAAUGCAUCGAAUAUCGUCGGCACGAACUUGUUCGCUGCAGCUAAAGCAGCGGGUAUCUAUCCGAUGAAUGCGGAACCUACUCCUUACUCGAGUCCGAACUCGUUCGCGUCGAGUGACGGGAACAAUCAGCAAGACUCGGACAGCUCGACGAGUCUCGCGAACAAGCCGGUGCGAGCGUACUCGUCUACGAUGGCUCCAGAAGACAUUGUGAUCCCAACCGGUGACCCGAUUGAUUAUUCCUUGGGUGUGGAGCAAUGUGGUGCGAAUGAAAGUCUGUUUGUGAGUCUACUGGAAAAGUAUGCGGGUUUGAGCGAGGAGUUCAUGCGGCGCAUCGAGGAAGCGUACUCGACGGAGGACUUUGUUGUGUUGCGACGCGAGAGUCACUCGCUCAAGGGAUCGUCAGCUUACGUCGCUGCUCUGCGCGUGUCCAAGGCUGCAUUCCGCGUGCAACUAGCUACUGAACAUGUGAUGGACGAGUCUGCUACGGAAGACAACUUCGACUCAUUGAAGGAUGCGUUCCAACUGCUCAAGAGCGAGCACCGUGCUCUACGUGGCUAUCUUCGUCGCAACUUUUCUUUCCGCACGAGUAUUGGCAAUGGAAGUCAGGAAGCCAAGAAGAAGAACAAUGGAGGAGGAGACAACGCCUGCGUUGUCAUGUAA